AUGCGCUUCCAGCUCGUUCACAUACUCUGCUUGCUCGGAACUGCCGAGGCACUCGCUAUCGGUGAUUACGAGAAGCGGCAUAGCAGUGGCGAGGAAUACGGCCUCGGCAAGGAUAUCGCUGCUCCCCUAGAGGCUCGCCGAGACAUUGAACUUGCGGCCGGCUUUGUGAGUCAAGGCGCGACUGCCACUCUCGCCAUCGUUUCCAUUGCCAACUACCUUGCUGUAUACAUCAAAGGCCAAUCCGAUGUCAACAGCUGCUCGGUGAUAUCUGGAAAUGUUGAUGGCGCUGCUUGGCAAUACUACGCGACGACGUCUGGCCCGAAAUGCGACACUACCUCGGAGACGAAGACGAUUGAGAACGCUGUGGAGCGCGAGCUCAAGUGGAUGCAGGAGAAUGGGUACGACUCGGCGUGCUUCAAGAUGGAUCAUGGGGGUACGUGGGAGGGACAUCUCAAGAUUGCAUUUAACGGCAAACCCAUCGCGUCGGACACACAAUGUAAUUCGUUAAAGUACAUUGAUCUUUGA
This is a messenger RNA of Alternaria burnsii, 525 nucleotides long. RefSeq lists its product as uncharacterized. The transcript is spliced from 2 exons. The record is from RefSeq and is a predicted model, not a curated record. The coding region runs from base 1 to 525 and encodes 174 amino acids. Lineage: Eukaryota; Fungi; Ascomycota; Dothideomycetes; Pleosporales; Pleosporaceae.